AGGCAGGAUGAACGCUGCGAGACAGAGAAGUGAAACGCAAAUGUGGACGCGAACGCGAACGCGUUACGUAACCGUCGCUCCUGCAGUUCAGUGAGCGGCCUGCGGGGGUCGCAUCGCAUCGAGGGGCGACUCAGGCGGUGGGUCAGCUGAGACUCGUCACGUCGCGCGGACCGGCACCAGAAGAAGGACGGCAGCCGGAGCAGCUCCCCUCGACGCCGAGUAUCGCUUUCACUUCCUGCGCGGUCGUCUUCAACCCCGAACCUGAGCAUGGGGAACUGGGUCGCCCGGGAGGACUAUGAGUGGGUCUACACCGAGCAGCCGCACGCCGACCGCAGGAAGGAGAUCCUGGCCAAGUAUCCGGAAAUCAAGUCUCUGAUGGGACCGGACCCCAGACUCAAGUGGAUUGUGUGCAUGAUGGUGGCUGUCCAGUUCCUGGCCUUCUACCUGGUCAAGGACUUGGACUGGAAGUGGGUCUUGUUCUGGACCUACACCUUCGGCAGCUGCAUCAACCACUCCAUGACCCUGGCCAUCCACGAGAUCUCGCACAACACCGCCUUCGGGAACAGCCGCGCCAUGUGGAACCGCUACUUCGCCAUCUUCGCCAACCUGCCGGUGGGGCUGCCCUACUCCGCCUCCUUCAAGCGCUACCACCUGGACCACCACCGCUACCUGGGUGGCCACGGCGUGGACGUGGACAUCCCCACUGAGUUUGAGGGCUGGUUCUUCUGCACGCGCCUGCGCAAGUUCGUCUGGAUCAUCCUGCAGCCGCUCUUCUACGCCGUGCGGCCACUCUGCAUCAACCCCAAGCCCAUCUCGCGGCUGGAGCUGGCCAACGUCACCAUCCAGCUCACCUUCAACGCGCUGCUCUUCUGGCUGUGGGGAGCCAAGCCCCUGGUCUACAUGAUGGCGGGCUCCCUGCUGGGCAUGGGCCUGCACCCCAUCUCCGGACACUUCAUCGCUGAGCACUACAUGUUCAUGAAAGGCCACGAGACCUACUCGUACUACGGCUCCCUCAACCUGCUGACCUUCAACGUGGGCUACCACAACGAGCACCACGACUUCCCCAGCAUUCCAGGGCGCCGGUUGCCCAUGGUGAAGAAGAUCGCCGCCGAGUACUACGACGACCUGCCUCAGUACACGUCAUGGGUGAAGGUCCUGUACGACUUCAUCAUGGACGACUCGCUCAGCCCCUACUCCCGAGUCAAGAGGAAGCUGAAGGGCGACGUCAAGCAGGAGUGACGUCCUCCGCCUCACAGCCACGCUUCACUGUGCCUCCUUAACUCGCCUCAGCUUCAGCAGCAGAAGGCUCCGGACGUGUUUUAUUAACUUCCAACUGUGUGUUAGUGUUGCUGGUGGGCCGGACCAGGACGGUGACCACAGCUCGUGCCCCCCUCUCGCCCCCUCUUGAAGUGCCUGACAUUAGAUGUGCAACACAGGUUGUACUCCGAGUCUCUGCCUGCUGCUGCGAGUGACAAACAUCAGGCACGAGCACCUGAUGAUUGUCUCUUGCACUCGAGCAGCCCAUCCUGAACUAAACACCACCUGAAGAAUCCAAAGCUCUCUCCCGUCCAGGGUCUGCCCCAUGGUCCGAUUCUCGACUUACUCCGAGUCUGGAGGGAAGCUCUCUGUGGAAGCUGCACCUCAUCCUGUCACGACUGCCGACCUGAAGGCUCAGGUCCUCAGGUGAGCCAGUAACCAACCUGGCUCUGUAAAUCAUCGCACGUGACCCACUGGACACGACCGUUGCCCCCAGGAUGAGAGCUGCUCUGUGAUUGGUCCGGAGAACAAGUUACUGUCUUGAUGUCUAACAGAAGCUUGUGGUUUUGAUUAUUUUUGUAUUUCAGAUGAUCUGAAGACAAUAAAGAGACCUGAUCCAGAGCACUGGUCCUGUGGGCUUUCACUA
Molecule: messenger RNA, 1903 nt
Organism: Synchiropus splendidus (mandarinfish)
Lineage: Eukaryota; Metazoa; Chordata; Actinopteri; Syngnathiformes; Callionymidae
Gene: degs1
Product: delta(4)-desaturase, sphingolipid 1
Exons: 3
Coding region: 268-1239 (323 amino acids)
Biological process (GO): ceramide biosynthetic process
Cellular component (GO): membrane
Molecular function (GO): sphingolipid delta-4 desaturase activity
Source: RefSeq, a predicted model, not a curated record